GAUUAGCCCACAAAAAAGCACAUAGAGACAGAGACAAAAGCGCCAAAGAUUAACACCAACAACAAAAUCGUUAAACAAAACAAAAUAGAAGCUUCUUGUUAUUUGUUGUGCUGAGAACACCGUGUGUUCUGCGUUGGGAGUUCAAAACAGAACCCGCAACUUCAUUCAUCCGUACAUAAUUCUAAUUCCAAUCUAGGGUUCCAUGAGUUCAAUCCUCCAUUCAAUUCAACCACCUUCUUUUACCAUCUUUGGUUUUCACGCCCAAUUUGAAUUUGAAUUUGAAUAAAUGAUCUCCACCAAUUUAACUGGUUUAGUGUUGGCGAUGAUUUCCAGUGCUUUCGUUGGUUCCAGUUUCAUCAUCAAGAAAAAGGGUCUCCAACUCGCUAGGGUCAACGGUCCCCCUGCCAGUGUUGGAGGGUAUGGUUAUUUGCUUCAACCUCUCUGGUGGGUCGGAAUGGUUACCAUGAUUGUUGGAGAGAUAGCGAAUUUUGUAGCAUACAUCUAUGCCCCUGCUGUGCUUGUCACUCCAUUAGGUGCUUUGAGUAUUAUUGUUAGUGCUGUCUUGGCACAUUUCCUCUUGAAGGAAAAGCUACUGAAAAUGGGCAUGCUAGGGUGUCUUCUAUGCAUUAUAGGAUCCAUUAUUAUUGUACUCCAUGCACCGGAAGAGAUGUCUCUUAGUUCUGUACAACAGAUAUGGAAAUUGGCCAUUCAACCUGCAUUCCUCUCGUACACGGCAUCUGCAAUUGCCGUAACAUUGUUCUUGGUUUUGUAUUGUGCUCCUCGCUUUGGCCAAACUAAUAUUUUGGUUUAUAUUGGAAUUUGCUCUAUAAUUGGCUCGUUGACUGUUAUGAGUGUAAAAGCAAUCGGCAUCGCAAUAAAACUUACAUUUGAAGGUGCAAACCAGUUUUUCUAUUUUCAAACAUGGGUUUUUACAAUGGUUGCUAUUACCUGUGUCAUUGCUCAACUUAAUUACCUUAAUAUGGCAUUGGAUAACUUUAACACAGCAGUUGUUUCUCCAAUCUAUUAUGCAUUGUUCACAGCUUUUACAAUAUUAGCCAGUGCAAUUAUGUUUAAGGACUAUUCUGGUCAAAGUAUAAGCAGUAUUGUAUCAGAGCUAUGUGGUUUCAUAACUGUUUUAUCUGGAACAACUCUAUUGCACAGUACAAAAGAGCCAGAUCCUCCAGUCAAUCCAGAUUUGUAUACACCAUUGUCUCCAAGAGUAUCAUGGUAUAUCCAAGGCAACAAUGAAUCAUGGAAACAGAAGGAGGAAGAUGUGUCACCGUUUAAUUUAAUAGCAAUUAUACGGCAAGAUCAUUUCAAGUGACAGCAAGUAGCUUAAACCACAAGAAGCUUCAUCUGUUAUCCUGUGAUGUAUCCAACCAUUGAGCAGCUAAACAUAGCAUACAUACUUUUCAUUUUUCAUAAGCAUCAGAAAUGUGCAAAUAUUAUGGGAGCUUGGCUCUGUGAUUCCAUAUAUUCUGAUUUUAUCAUCACACUGUGCUGGCAGAGAGGAGAAAGUGCUACUGCUUCGCUUUUCAGAAUCUGUUCUCUGGAAGAAUGUGAAAUGAAGGCUUGAGUUCUAAUGUUUUAAAUGAGUGAUUUAAUCACCUUGUUUACAAUUUUGUAUACCUUAUGUUAACAUGUAUUUCUUAUUGGUUCUUACUGCCACACCACACAUGUUUUCUAAUUUAUUAUGGCUAAUUUUUUUUUUUCCUGGAAAAGGAUUGGUGGGUCCUUGUUCUGGUGUUUGGCAGAUGUAGAAGCUAACCCAUGUAUGUUGAUCUUUUAAGAGUUAUAAGGCUGAAUUUGUUGUUGGGGUUAGAAGAGUUUAGGAGCAGAGGGACAAAAGUAUGUUGAUCAGUGCAAUUUUUAUGAUUUAACUUGUACUUGAAAAUUGUUGAUAGGAUGUUUUUCAUGAUUGGAAAACUUAUGGAUUCGAUAUUAUGUGAAAA
Messenger RNA from Cicer arietinum (chickpea), 1952 nucleotides. RefSeq names its product probable magnesium transporter NIPA7. The record is from RefSeq and is a predicted model, not a curated record. Lineage: Eukaryota; Viridiplantae; Streptophyta; Magnoliopsida; Fabales; Fabaceae. Gene Ontology annotation, molecular function: magnesium ion transmembrane transporter activity. Gene Ontology annotation, biological process: magnesium ion transport. Gene Ontology annotation, cellular component: membrane.